AAAAAAAAAAAAAAAAGGCAAACCAAACCCACACAAAACAUGUUGUGCGGAAGGACUUCCACUCCCUGACUGUGCUAUUAAUGUUAAUAAUCAGGAAAAGCCUUUGGGGGCUACAUGAUCUCUCGUCUGAAGCUUGCUGCUGCUGCUAAGGGUUUUGGUGCAGGGAAACAAAACUGCCUUUUCCGCCCGCUGAUUUCCUAACAUCUGCAUGUUUCUGCUGCCGCACUCCGUCUCACACCCUCUUCCCAUGGACUAAUUUUUUUGUUAUUGAGGGGUGGAAGGACAAGAAACCAGGGCAUUUCUUUGGGAGAAACAAAAUUGCAUUUAUUUGUUGCAUUCUGGUGGAUCUGUUCUGAGGUUAAUAUUUUUGGAAAGGAAAAACAUGACGUCGCCAGCUAAAUUCAAAAAGGAUAAGGAGAUCAUAGCUGAAUAUGACACUCAGGUCAAAGAGAUUCGCACCCAACUCAUUGAGCAGCUGAAAUGCCUCGACCAACAGUGCGAGCUUCGGGUCCAGCUACUUCAGGACUUGCAGGAUUUCUUCCGCAAGAAGGCGGAGAUCGAGAUGGAUUACUCAAGGAACUUGGAGAAGUUGGCUGAGAGAUUCCUGGCUAAAACAAGGAGCACCAAAGACCAGCAAUUCAAGAAGGAUCAGAAUGUCCUGUCUCCAGUCAACUGUUGGAAUCUCCUCUUAAACCAGGUGAAGCGAGAGAGCAGGGACCACACGACUCUGAGUGACAUCUACCUAAACAAUAUCAUCCCUCGGUUUGUCCAAGUCAGCGAAGACUCUGGGCGACUCUUCAAGAAGAGUAAAGAAGUUGGAUUGCAGCUCCAGGAAGACUUGAUGAAGGUCCUGAAUGAGCUAUACACGGUGAUGAAGACUUACCACAUGUACAAUGCAGACAGCAUCAGUGCUCAGAGCAAGCUGAAAGAGGCAGAAAAACAGGAAGAGAAACAGAUUGGGAAGUCGGUGAAGCAAGAGGACAAACAGACCCCACGCUCCCCUGACUCAACUUCCAACGUUAGGUUUGAAGAGAAACAUGUCCGACGGAGCUCAGUCAAGAAAAUAGAGAAAAUGAAGGAGAAGCGCCAAGCAAAAUAUACUGAAAAUAAACUGAAGGCCAUUAAGGCAAGAAAUGAGUAUCUGUUGGCUCUGGAAGCCACCAAUGCAUCUGUGUUCAAGUAUUACAUCCACGACCUGUCUGAUCUCAUUGAUCAGUGCUGUGAUCUGGGAUACCAUGCCAGCCUCAACAGAGCUCUCAGGACGUUCCUGUCUGCAGAGCUGAACCUGGAACAGUCCAAACACGAGGGCCUGGAUGCCAUUGAGAAUGCAGUGGAGAACUUGGAUGCCAACAGUGACAAGCAGCGCCUCAUGGAGAUGUACAACAACGUCUUCUGCCCGCCCAUGAAGUUUGAGUUUCAGCCCCACAUGGGUGACAUGGUGUCACAACUGUGUGCCCAGCAGCCAGUCCAGAGUGAGUUGGUGCAGAGAUGCCAGCAGCUGCAGUCUAGAUUAUCUACGCUCAAGAUUGAAAACGAAGAGGUUAAGAAAACUAUGGAAGCCACACUGCAGACUAUCCAAGACAUAGUCACAAUUGAGGACUUUGAUGUCUCUGACUGCUUCCAGUACAGCAACUCCAUGGAAUCCGUCAAAUCCACAGUCUCUGAAACUUUCAUGAGCAAGCCAAGCAUUGCCAAGAGACGGGCCAAUCAGCAGGAGACGGAGCAGUUCUACUUCACGAAAAUGAAGGAGUACCUGGAAGGCAGGAACCUGAUCACUAAGCUCCAGGCCAAGCAUGACCUUCUUCAGAAGACACUGGGAGAAAGUCAAAGGACUGAUUGCUCCCUUGCCAGUGGCAGACGCAGCUCUACUAUAAGGAAGCAGGACUCCAGCCAAGCCAUUCCCCUUGUGGUGGAGAGCUGCAUACGAUUCAUUAGCAGACAUGGACUGCAGCAUGAAGGCAUAUUCAGAGUGUCUGGAUCGCAGGUUGAGGUGAAUGAUAUCAAAAACGCAUUUGAGAGAGGGGAGGAUCCACUGGCUGGAGACCAAAAUGACCAUGAUAUGGACUCAAUAGCGGGAGUUCUGAAACUCUAUUUCCGAGGGCUGGAGCACCCUCUGUUUCCGAAGGAAAUCUUUCAUGAUCUGAUUGCCUGUGUCACAAUGGAUAACUUACAAGAAAGAGCACUACACAUCCGGAAGGUCCUUCUGAGCUUGCCUAAAACCACUCUGAUUGUAAUGAGAUACCUCUUUGCAUUCCUCAGUCAUUUAUCUCAGUUCAGUGAAGAGAACAUGAUGGAUCCCUACAACUUGGCCAUCUGCUUCGGGCCCACGCUGAUGUCUGUGCCUGAAGGCCACGAUCAGGUCUCCUGCCAGGCUCAUGUCAAUGAGCUGAUCAAAACCAUCAUCAUCCAACAUGAGAACAUCUUCCCAGGACCGAGAGAACUGGAAGGCCCAGUCUACAGCAGGGGUGGAAACACUGAGGAUUACUGUGAAAGUCCUCAUGGAGAAACAGCCUCAGCAGAAGAUUCAGUUCAGGAUAUAGCAGCCGAGCAUCAUACCAGUGAUGAUGAGUGUGAGCCGAUAGAAGCAAUAGCAAAGUUUGACUACAUUGGCCGAACUGCACGAGAGCUGUCCUUUAAAAAAGGGGCUUCUCUCCUCCUGUAUCAGCGGGCCUCAGAUGAUUGGUGGGAGGGACGGCACAAUGGCGUCGACGGUCUUAUCCCUCAUCAGUACAUUGUUGUUCAAGACACUGAGGAUGGUUCCUCUGAAAGAUCCAGCCCCAAGUCCGAAAUAGAAAUCAAUUCUGAGCCACCAGAAGAAAAAGUGACAGCCAGAGCCGGUGCCAAUUGUCCAAGUGGGGGUCACGUCGCUGAUAUUUAUCUUGCAAACAUCAACAAGCAAAGAAAGAGACCAGAGUCAGGCAGCAUCAGAAGAGCGUUCCGUCAAAGCGACAGCCACGGACUGGCUAGUUCACUGGUAGAACCAGCCUCCCCAGGAGCCACAGCUAGCUCUAGACCCUCAUCUCAGCCCAUUAUGAGCCAGAGUCUCCCCAAGGAGGUACCAGAUAAAUGCUCCAUCAGCGGCCACGGCAGCCUCAAUUCUAUCAGCCGGCACUCAUCUCUGAAGAACAGGAUAGACAGCCCACAGAUCCGUAAAACUGUGACUGCAGGCAGGUCAAAGAGUUUCAAUAACCAUCGGCCCAUGGAUCCUGAGGUCAUUGCGCAGGACAUUGAAGCUACCAUGAACACUGCUCUGAAUGAACUGCGGGAGUUGGAAAGGCAAAGCAGCGUAAAGCACACACCAGAUGUUGUCCUCGACACCCUGGAGCCUUUGAAAACCUCCCCUGUUGUGGCACCCAACUCAGAACCUUCCAGCCCUCUGCAUACCCAGAUUCUUAAGGACUCCGAACCAGCAUUCCAGCGGAGCGCCAGCACUGCUGGUGACAUCCCAUGCGCCUUCAGGCCAGUGAAGUCAGUCAAAAUGGCUGCCCAGGUUAAACCUCCAGCAACAAGGCCGAAGCCUGCAGUUUUCCCCAAAACAAAUGCCACAAGCCCUGGUGUUGCUUCUUCCGCAUCUCAACAGCCUACUGACAAGUCCUGUACUGUCUGA
This is a messenger RNA of Emys orbicularis (European pond turtle), 3607 nucleotides long. It is a transcript of the gene SRGAP2, whose product is annotated as SLIT-ROBO Rho GTPase activating protein 2. NCBI's taxonomy places the organism in Eukaryota, Metazoa, Chordata, Testudines, Emydidae. The transcript is spliced from 22 exons. The record is from RefSeq and is a predicted model, not a curated record. Bases 383 to 3607 code for a protein of 1074 amino acids. Gene Ontology annotation, molecular function: protein binding. Gene Ontology annotation, cellular component: cytoplasm. Gene Ontology annotation, biological process: signal transduction; negative regulation of cell migration.